Westerdykella ornata is the source of this 1266-nucleotide messenger RNA. RefSeq lists its product as uncharacterized. The annotation marks the transcript as partial. The transcript has a single exon. Lineage: Eukaryota; Fungi; Ascomycota; Dothideomycetes; Pleosporales; Sporormiaceae. The record is from RefSeq and is a predicted model, not a curated record.
GAAGCAGCGUCAGACGAUCAGAGCGACACCGCUUCUGAAGCUCCUACUACAUCGACUGCUGAGCAUGAACAUGAGCCUUUCGACACCUUCAAGGAUAAGGUUGCGCAGCUAGCCGUCCAGUUGUUUCCCAAGCACAAUACCCAGGAUAUUCGCAUUACCCGCAUCCGGGGUGGAACGUUCAAUCGAGUUGUGGGCAUUACGGUGACCAAGCGCCUUCGUAAACUGACUAGUUGGAAGCAGUUCCUCUGCGGGCUUCACAACCUGUUAGGCGAAGGCAGGUGGAUUUCCAUCACCGAAGAGCAAUACAUCCUCCGUAUCCCUCGCUCCGAAGGACAUGCCAUGGAUUUUGAUGUCGCUAUCCUUCAGUUCGUUGGCAAACAUCUCGACAUCCCUGUUCCUCGGAUUAUAUCCUACGAUCUCUCAACCGAUAAUGUCAUCGGCCAAGCAUACAUGCUGCAGCCGCGGCUUCGCGGCCAGAACCUGAGUUUGAUCUAUUCAUCCCUCAAUACCGCUCAGAAGAAGUCCAUUGUGCCGCAAGUAACACAGCUUGUCAUGACAACCGCAGCCGUGACGUCUCACGCCGCAGGACGCCCCUCCCGAAACCAGGACUUGGAUAACCCGCAGAUUGAAAUAGAGAAGUUUGAGGUGCCCCGACGCGGUCAAGAUCUCUGCGGUCUGGGCAAGCCUUCUACAUGGGUCGCAGACGCGCAGACGCCACUUGAUUUCAUCCUGGAGCAGUGCGAGCGCUGGCGUGAAUACCAGCAAGUCAGCAACGGAAACUCAAUUGACCGAAUUUGGAAAGGAUUCCGCACGAUUGCCCACGGUCUGCAAGAGCUGGGCUUCUUAGAACCCGAUACAUUCCGUCUGUGCCACGGCGAUCUGCAACCUUACAAUCUGCUGGUGGAAGUCCGCGACGAAGAGAACGUUGAUAUAACUGCAGUUCUUGACUGGGACUCAGCAGUUUUUGCUCCUUCGUUCCUAGCCUAUAAGGCUCCUUUCUGGGCUUGGCUGCCCGAGGACUGCGCCUCUGAUGAGGAAGACGACGAGAAUUAUGCUAACUUUGAGCCGCAGACCGAAGAGGACAAGUUGAUGAAGGAUGUGUUUAUGCAGUAUGCCCGCGCCGAGUACAUCAAAUAUGCUUUUGCGCCCGAGGCCAUAAUCGCCCGCAAGAUGUUCGGCGCUAUCAAGGACUGCUUCUUCACCUCAUGGGAGUUCGACAACGCCUAUGCCGUGAUUGAAGGGUGGAAGGCGCUGCAUCCCAGCGAU